GAAUUCUUUGGAGGAUCCAAAAAGUGAGAAAAUGAAAACUUAUAUGGAUUUGGUUGAUUUUUUAAGGCCAAAGUUUGUGUUGAUGGAGAAUGUUGUUGAUCUUUUAAAAUUUCCUAGUGGGUUUCUUGGGAGAUAUGCUUUAAGCCGGCUUGUAGGGAUGAAUUAUCAGGCACAGACGGGUAUGCUUGCAGGUGGAGCGUAUGGCCUCCCACAAUUUUGCAUGCGUGUCUUUUUGUGGGGUGCCCUUCAAGGAGAGAAGCUGUCACAAUUUCCUUUGCUAGCCCACAAAGUUGAUAGUAGAGGCGUCAUUUCCAAAGAGUUUGAGUGCAACAAUGUUGAUUAUGAAAACCAUGAUGUCAACCUAAAGAACGCACUCUUUCUUGAAGAUGCCAUUUACGAUCUUCCUAAGGUUGAGAAUACUGAGGUUAGAGAAGAGAUGCAUUAUGUUGAUGAUCCAAAAACUCAUUUUCAGCAGUUUAUAAGACUUGGGCAAGAUGGUGUGCUUGGACAAGUUUUGUAUGAUCGUUGUCCAUUACAGUUGAAUGAAGACGAUUAUCAACGCGUAUGCCAUGUUCCAAAGAGGAAGGGCGCAAAUUUCAGAGAUUUAUCUGGUGUUCGCGUGGUUGGCAAUAAGGUUGAGUUGGAUCCAAAUGUCGAAAGAGUGUAUUUGCCUUCUGGGAAGCCAUUGGUACCUAACUAUGCUAUCUCUUUUGUGAAAGGGACUUCGACCAAGCCAUUCAAAUGGUUAUGGUGGGAUGAAACUGUCCCAACCGUUGUCACCAGGGCUGAGCCUCACAAUCAGGCCAUUUGUCACCCUGUCCAAGACCGAGUUCUCACAAUCAGAGAAAACGCGCGGUUACAGGGAUUUCCUGAUUACUUUAAGCUUUGUGGCUCCAUCAAAGACAAGUACACACAAGUGGGAAAUGCAGUUGUUGUUCUAGUUGCAAAAGCUUUAGGUUACUCAUUAGCUCUCUCAUUCAAAGGCUUGUCUGAAGCAGCCGCCAUGUUUACAUUGCUCGAAGGAUAUGGCGCGAUUCAAGAGCAACCAGCUGAUCAAACCUCUCCUGCCGAAUUUCCAUAAUGAAGUUUUUGAAGGUUAUUAUUUAUUGCACUAUGGCAUACAGUUUUUUAAAGUAAUUAUUCUUUUCUUCUCUGCAUUUGGACAAGUUAAAAAAACCCAUUGUUGCAGUAAAAUUUAGUUUGCUGC
Messenger RNA from Cuscuta campestris, 1207 nucleotides. Lineage: Eukaryota; Viridiplantae; Streptophyta; Magnoliopsida; Solanales; Convolvulaceae. The record is from the annotation of a GenBank genome assembly.